AUGGCGACCGCCCCCACCCGCCCGUCUCCCGGCUGCCUCACCCAGCGCGACACCGAGGUGAGGCUGCCCCGCGCGACGCGGGUGAAAAACAAGGCUCCGUCACCGAUCCAGAUCACUGCCGAGCAGAUCAUCCGCGACGCCCGGGGGUGCCACGACCGAUCCAUCAAGCCGCCGCCCAGGAGAAAGAUCGCCGACCUCGACGAGCUCUCCGAGUACCGCCUCGGCGAGCGCAACCUUUUCGAGGAGAAAGUUUGCCGGGCGGACUGCGGCGUCUCGGCGUGGGUCAGGUACGCGCGCUGGGAGGAGCAGCAGGGGGACCUCGCCCGCGCUCGCUCCGUCUACGAGCGCGCCCUCCGCGUCCCCGCCCAGCACCGCGACCACGCGCUGUGGGUCAAGUACGCCGAGUUCGAGAUGCGCAGCCGCUCCGUCGGCCACGCCCGGAACGUCUGGGACCGCGCCGUCGCGCUCCUCCCCCGCGUCGACCAGCUGUGGUCCAAGUACGCGCACAUGGAGGAGAUGCUCGGCGCCUACGCCAACGCCCGCCUGGUGUUCGACCGCUGGAUGGCGUGGCACCCGGGCACGAACGGCUGGGACGCGUACAUCAUGUUCGAGACCCGGUACGGCGAGGCCGAGCGCGCCAGGGCCCUCUACGAGCGGCUCGUGGACGAGCACCCAUUGCCGGACACCUUCAAGCGCUACGCCGAGUUCGAGACGAAGCAUGGAGAGGCAGAGCAUGCGCACCGGCUGUACCAGCGUGCCGCCAAACUGCUUGCUGCCGAUGGCAAGGACCCAGAGGUGGACGCCGCCGUCGCCACCAAUAAGAAGAUAUCCCCCUACGAGGAUGCGGUGCGCAAGAACCCACUCAACUACGACGCGUGGUUCGAAUACCUCGCGCACGAGGAGAGCACCGGGAGCAAGGACAGCAUCAGGGAAGUGUACGAGAGGGCCAUCGCCAAUGUGCCCCCGGCGGAGGAGAAGCGAUACUGGCAGAGGUACAUCUACCUCUGGAUAAACUACGCCCUCUACGAGGAGCUUGACGCGCAGGACAUGGGACGUGCCAGGGAGGUCUACCGGGAGUGCCUGAAGAUCAUCCCACACAAGAAGUUCACCUUCGCCAAGGUGUGGAUCAUGGCGGCCCAGCUUGAGAUCAGGCGCAAGGAUCUCACCGCUGCUCGCAAGCUUCUGGGAAACGCCAUCGGGAUGGCUCCCAAGGGCAAAAUCUUCAAGAAGUACAUCGAGAUGGAGAUGCAUCUCGGCAAUGUUGAUCGGUGUCGGACACUGUACCAGAAGUACAUCGAGUGGUCUCCUGCGAACUGCUAUGCUUGGAGGAAAUAUGCCGAACUGGAAAGGCAACUUGGAGAGACCGAUCGUGCUCGGUCGAUUUAUGAGCUUGCAAUUGCUCAGCCAGCGCUAGAUAUGCCUGAAUUUCUUUUGAAGGACUUGGCUGAGUUUGAUGCUUCAGCUGGCUUGAGCGGUAUAGACCAUGAAAUCAACACACCAAGAAUAGGAAAGAGGAAUAGACCACUCCCUGAUGAUGAAGUCUCUGAGGCCAAACACCUGAAGAUUCUGCAAGCAGCACAUCGAUGGAAGAAUUCUAAAGCAUGAGAUAUGUUCUAAUUCUUUACCUGCAAUUGGAGGUGAGCACUGAUGAUCCACGGAAAAUCAUGAUGCAAUGAAGACUUAUUUUUUUCUUCUGAAGAAAUCGGUGAAGGUUUAUAAUACUUGUCGUCAACCGGUGCACCUGCAAGGGCUAGUUUUUCUGUAAAACAAACAAAUACUG
This is a messenger RNA of Lolium rigidum, 1780 nucleotides long. Its product is annotated as protein crooked neck-like. Gene Ontology annotation, molecular function: protein binding. Lineage: Eukaryota; Viridiplantae; Streptophyta; Magnoliopsida; Poales; Poaceae. Gene Ontology annotation, cellular component: nucleus; Prp19 complex; post-mRNA release spliceosomal complex. The record is from RefSeq and is a predicted model, not a curated record. Gene Ontology annotation, biological process: mRNA splicing, via spliceosome; spliceosomal complex assembly. The transcript has a single exon. The coding region runs from base 1 to 1605 and encodes 534 amino acids.